ACUUGCGUAUGCUCCUCACACACACAGACACACACAAAACGCACCAUACGAAACAUGCGCACCCAAAACCUCGUUCCAAAAUCUAAACCCCAUCUCCUUCCCCAAAUGGCCAAGGAAAGCCUCCUCCUCCUGCUAGUACUAAUGGCGCUGGCCACAAACAUGGCAGUGGCAUCAGUGACGACCAGGAAGCUCAUGUUCCUAGUCCAGCCCCAGCCGAACCUCCUGACAUACCACAACGGCGCCGUGCUGAGCGGGGACAUCCCCGUCUCCAUCCUCUGGUACGGCCGCUUCACGGCGGCGCAGAAGGCCAUCGUCUCCGACUUCCUCCUCUCCCUCUCCGCCUCGCCCGGCGCAUCAUCAUCAUCAUCGACCCCCGCGACGCCUUCCGUCUCCCAGUGGUGGAGCAGCAUCCACCAGCUGUACCUCUCCAAGGCGGCGGCAGCGGCGUCCGUCGGCAAGAACAAGAACAACGGAGAGCACGCGUCCAAGAUCAGCGCGCGGGUGGUCCUGUCCGGCCAGGUGAGCGACGAGGCGUGCUCGCAGGGGAAGAGCCUGAAGCUGUCCCAGCUCCCGGGGCUCGCGGCCAUGGCGCGGCCGGCCAAGGGCGGCAUCGCGCUGGUGCUCACGGCGCAGGACGUGGCCGUGGAGGGGUUCUGCGCGAGCCGGUGCGCGCGGCACGGGGCGCUCUCGGACGCCGGCACGGGCACGGCCACGGCCACGGCGUACGCGUGGGUGGGCAACGCGGCGACGCAGUGCCCCGGGCAGUGCGCGUGGCCGUUCCACCAGCCGGCGUACGGGCCGCAGGGGCCCCCUCUGGCGCCGCCGAACGGCGACGUGGGCAUGGACGGGCUGGUGAUCAACCUGGCCAGCAUGGUGGCCGGGGCCGUGACCAACCCGUUCGGCGACGGGUUCUACCAGGGCGAGAAAGGCGCCGCGCUCGAGGCGUGCACGGCGUGCGCGGGGGUGUACGGCAAGGGCGCGUACCCCGGGUACGCCGGCCGGCUGCUGGUGGACGCGGCCACGGGCGCUAGCUACAACGCCAACGGCGCGCACGGGAGGAAGCACCUGCUCCCCGCGCUGUUCGACCCUGCCACGUCCGCUUGCGCCACGCUGGUGUAGAACUACUAGUGAUAAAGUGAGUCCGUCUCUCGUCACUCUCUGUACUGCACAUCUAUUCUAGCCCUGUGUCGCUGAACCAAGAGUGUACCGUGUAUCCGUGUACAUGCUGCUGCUAGCAUAUAGGAGUACUGGUAUGUCUGUAUGUGUAAAUAGUUGUGUAUGAUGAACUCGAGUUGUGUUCGGAGGAUCUUCGCGUGCUAAAUAAAAAGGAAUUGUAAAUUAAACUCGUGCUCUGCACGGAGUAA
Molecule: messenger RNA, 1364 nt
Organism: Brachypodium distachyon (stiff brome)
Lineage: Eukaryota; Viridiplantae; Streptophyta; Magnoliopsida; Poales; Poaceae
Product: protein EXORDIUM
Exons: 1
Coding region: 55-1119 (354 amino acids)
Source: RefSeq, a predicted model, not a curated record